AUGCCCAUCCCGCCCAGUUCUCCCGGCGGAUCCCCGUCGACCGUCAUCCUCUCCAAAUGCGGCGACGUCGUUCUCGUUCCCAGCAAGGGCAAUCAGGCGCCUGGAAAGCUCCUCGUAUCUUCAGCGUUCCUGCGCGGAGCGUCUUCCGUUUUCGAUAAGAUGUUAGAUGGGCGGUUCGCCGAAGGCCAGGCUUUGUCAUCUGCCAACCCGAGUGAGAUACCACUUCCAGAUGAUGACUUCGGAUGCAUGCUGCUUCUCUGCAUGAUCAUUCACCUGCAGACCUCCGACAUCCCGAGGCGGCUCGAUAUCAUUCCUUUGGCCGACUUCGCCAUCCUCUGCGACAAGUAUGACUGCGUCGAUGCUGUCCGACCUUGGAGCAGGGUCUGGGUCUUGGAAUUGCUUCCCAAGCCGGAUGUCGCUGGCUUUGAGAAGCUUCUCAUGGUGGCAUACGCUCUCGACUUGCCAGAUGAGUUCUACAAGGUCACUCAGAGCCUCAUACGAGACCGCACUUUCUCUUUCGACACUGAGGUAGCGAGCCAUGGAACCGAUUUCCUUCCUCUGGUUGUGUUCGCUCGUCUCCAGAAGGGCCAGAAGCUAUACCAGCACCUAGCAGUCGCCGCUCUGAACCCCGACUAUGUGAACCAGGUCUUGUUCAGCGGCUGUACCCAUUCAAAAGAGGUAUAUUGCAAUUAUCUAAUAAAGCUCAAGAGCGCAGGACUCUGGCCGACAAAAGCCCUGGAUUUGGCGGAGUAUCGCCGUCGGUUGUCACGAAUCGAUUCCGUCGCGAACGGCUCAUGCAACACGUACUACUGCGGUUGCAAGCGAGGAACAAAUAUCAUGUCGGUCGUCAUAGAAAAGGUGGAUCAUGUCCUCAACUCGGUGACCGGAAUGUGCUUGGACUGUGUCUAUCAAGCAGCGAUGAAGGGCAAGGAGGGCGAAUGCCGGCUACAGCAUUCUGAAGGGGCGUUUUAG
Trematosphaeria pertusa is the source of this 972-nucleotide messenger RNA. RefSeq lists its product as uncharacterized. Bases 1 to 972 code for a protein of 323 amino acids. The transcript is spliced from 2 exons. Lineage: Eukaryota; Fungi; Ascomycota; Dothideomycetes; Pleosporales; Trematosphaeriaceae. The record is from RefSeq and is a predicted model, not a curated record.